Clonostachys byssicola is the source of this 1191-nucleotide messenger RNA. The record is from the annotation of a GenBank genome assembly. Lineage: Eukaryota; Fungi; Ascomycota; Sordariomycetes; Hypocreales; Bionectriaceae.
AUGCACUAUUUCGACCAUGUAUUCCCGUGGCAAUUCCCAUAUCACAACUCACAUUCACGCACCGGCAACCGAGGAUGGCUCCUCCAGCUGCUGACCAAACGUGGUCCUUUAUACCAUGCCGCCAUUGGUUUAUCGUCUUUGCAUCAGAGCGCCACGGGAGGUAUAGACGAGAGCUACCUUCAGGAUCAAAAAGUCUUUGAUCAUCACUCAACUGCAUUGCAGGAACUGUGCGAAUUCUUGCGCUCCGAGAAAGCCACGGAGUUUCAUCAGGACGAGCAACUUCUCACAGAGUUCCUUGCUUGUAGCAUCAUGCUUUUGAGCUUCGAGGUAUUGAGGGGAGGAGUAUCGAAUUGGCAACCUCAUCUCAACGCCGUGCUCAGCACGAUCAAGUCCAUGUCCCCAGCAUCCUUCAUCGCUGUAGACAGCAACAAGCCCGACAGACUUUGCAGCCCGCCGAAGAGUGUUACCCAACUAACAAACAAUGGGUCCAGUGGAGGACUCGAGUUCUUAUUUGUGAAUGCUUUGUGGUUCGAUAUUUUUGCGUGUGUGUCAACGGGUGGUACGCCCGUUCUGCCAUACAGGUCUUGGCUUGCCAUUGAACAGCUCAAAAUGCAGGACGUAAUGGGCUGUCACAACUGGGCAUUGGCUUUGAUUGGCGAUAUCACACAUCUGCGAGAGUGGAAACAUGAUAUGGAUAAGAAGGGACUUUUAAGUGUUCGUGAGCUUGUCAGUAAAGGGCAAGCUAUCGAAUCCGAACUGGAGGAACAGAUCAAUAUUUUAUAUUCAAGGAAAGACGAGACUUGUUCGAGGUAUCAUACAACUUGGAUCACCCACAUCUUUGCUCUGGCCGCAUUGGUCCAAGUUCACACCGUUGUCUCAGGCCCUCUUCCAUCUCUUCCAGAAAUCCAGAGUACAGUACAAAGAGCGAUAGAUCUUCUUACUGCGAAGCCCGAAACCUGUAGCCUGCAAGGCAUCGUAUGGCCGUUGUGCGUCAUUGGCUGCAUGGCUGAGCCACGGCUGCAGUAUUUCUUCGAGAACCUGGUAUCCGGGAUGGCUACCGAAUACAGAAAACUUGGAAACUCGUCGACCGUUCUGCAAAUCUUGAAGGGGUGUUGGGAUCUACAAAAACAAGGGCGCAAGGAUUGUACAAUCGCCAUGUCCGAGUUGAAUAUUCAUGCUCUACUGGUGUAA